This is a messenger RNA of Spodoptera frugiperda (fall armyworm), 5154 nucleotides long. Its product is annotated as zinc finger protein 567. Gene Ontology annotation, cellular component: nucleus. The coding region runs from base 191 to 2311 and encodes 706 amino acids. Gene Ontology annotation, molecular function: RNA polymerase II cis-regulatory region sequence-specific DNA binding; zinc ion binding; DNA-binding transcription factor activity. The transcript has 3 exons. Gene Ontology annotation, biological process: regulation of transcription by RNA polymerase II. The record is from RefSeq and is a predicted model, not a curated record. Lineage: Eukaryota; Metazoa; Arthropoda; Insecta; Lepidoptera; Noctuidae.
AACGCGCACUCGGUCGACUGUCAGUAGUACCACCUUGACAGCUCAAAUCAUUAUCUAUUGCUACGCUACGUCCGUUGCGCGCAGUUGCCUUUGCCUCCAUUUUGCACGCUCGUCUCUUGUCUAUAAUUUUGAAUAGAUCGUCUUUAUGGGCAUGGUGUUACUGGUUGGAUAAUAAUGUGCGUCUAUUGAAAUGGAUACGUGGUCCGAUCUUUGCCGCUGUUGUUUGUCUGCCAAUUCCGAAGUGUCACUCUUGGAUUCGGAACAGAAUGUAACUGAGAAGUUUCUUGAAGUAACUACGAUUGAGGUGAAAGAAGACGAUGGUCUACCGCAGAAGCUGUGUGCCGAUUGUUUCUCUAUAAUGAACACCGCAUAUAAUUUUCGAAAGCAGUGCAUCAAAAUGGACAGUGAGUUACGUGAGCAGCUCAAUGCUGUGUUAGAAAAGUAUCAACAGGAAGAGGAUGAUUUCGAUAAUGAUCCUAUCAAGCAACUAGAAGCACUCAUAAAGCAGGAACCUACCGAUAGUGAUGAUGAUUGCUGCUAUGUCUUGGUUAUUGAUGACAAAGACAAGGAGCAUCAAACAGAAGCCUCCAAUGUUAAGUUAGAAACAUUGGAGGAUGCACCAAUGGAAGAAACUACAGACUCCUACUCAAACCAACAGAGCCAAAGCUCACAAAGUCAGUUUGAAGACUCCAUCGAGUCAUUCCUCAUGUCCAACACCAAAGUAUCUGCUAAUGUACCAGCUACUAUACUUGAAAAUGAGGAGGAGAGCCAAGAAAAUGAAGAUUUGGAAGGGGCCAUGAACAUUGAUGAAAGUCAGAACAGCAUGGACAUGGAUCAGCAACAGACCUUGGUAGAAGGUGAGGAAUCACAAGAUCAUGAAAUCAUUGAAACUAUCUCCACAGAUGUUAUUAAAGACCAGCCAAAUGCUAAAAAUUUCAUCAAAAUUUUGACUACCUCGGAUACUGAUGGUACUAUCCUUUUGAAGGGUAAUGACAGGAUCCAGUACUUAACUGAUUCCCAGUUAGUCGCCAAUGAAGAUGAAGAUGGUGAUGCUUUAUCCCAAGAAGUGAUAUUCUGUGAAGGUGAUGACUCCUCCCAGUUUCAAAUAUUGAAGUAUGAUGGCUCAGAACUAAUCAUAGAGUAUGCAGGCGACAGCCAAAUAGCUACAGUACUACAACAGGAAGAUGGUACAUUCUUGUGUGACUGUGGAGAGCAGUUUGAUGACUUGGCUGAGUAUGAGAAGCACCAGUUCAAGCACAACCCUGCCGGCGAAAAUUUAUGUAAUCUCUGUGGUAAAGGUUUUGAGUCAGCAGAAAUACUCACAGGACAUAUGUUACUCCACAGCAGUACUGGGCUCCUGAUCACAUGUCCCUUCUGUAACCAGCUAAUUAGACGCAAUGCUUUGACUCAGCACAUCAAAUAUGGUCACAACAAUAUUAAACCACGAUGCAAUGUUUGUUACAAGACAUUUGCCAAUCCCAACAACUUGAAGCGUCACAUGAUGAUUCACAGUGGUAUCAGGGAAUUUGAGUGUGACAUCUGUUUCAAGAGGUUCCACCAAAAGAUCACAAUGCAAACUCAUAGACUGACUCACUUGAACCCAUUUGCUUGCAAUCAUUGUGACAAAACAUUUGACAACAGGACAGCAUUGGCCAAUCACAAGGAGUCUGACGACUGCACCAAGUCCAAAGUGAUAAAAGUAAAAGAAGAAUUAAUGAAGACUGUGAAACAAGAAAUUACAACAAACCUUGGCAAGUUACUGGGGUAUGCUUGUUCAUUGUGUAAGAAGAUGUUUUCAGUUGAGUCUGCUUUGGAGCAGCAUAUAGAAAGCACACAUAUAGUUGAUCCUACAGAAUUGUUAUGUUCUGAGUGUGGUGAGGUGUUACCCUCAAAGAAAGACAUGCAGGCUCAUAUACUCACACACAAGAACUUAAAAGUAAAGAACGCAAAGAGGUUUGAGUGCAGUAUUUGUGGGAAAGGGUGUUCGAGCCAGGCAAUGUUGCUGAUGCAUGAACGGGUACAUACUAAUGAGAGACCAUUCCCCUGUCAACUGUGUUCUUUACGUUUCAAGACAAAAACACAUCUAAGGACUCAUCAACUAACUCAUACACGGGAAAAGAAGUUUGGAUGUUCAGUUUGUAUGAAGUUCUUUGCUCUCAAAGGUAAUUUGGUCGUUCAUCUUCGAACACAUACAGGAGAGCGUCCAUAUGUAUGCUCUAUAUGUGGAGAAGCGUUCAUAGACUCUAAAUAUUUGAAAAAACAUAAACUAAAGAAACAUGCAAUUGAUAAUGUGCCGUGGAAUCAGUACUAGGAGCAGUGCUUUUACAUUGUAGUGUGUAUCUAGAAUUUUCUACUGUGAAUGUAGGUCUAAUUCUCAUAGUUAGUUAAAAUUGCAGAGAACGAUUUUUGUUUCUUUUUUUUUUGUGUUUUUCAUUUGUCUGUGCACUAAGAAUAAAGCUUGUAGUUAAGCAGGCUGGUUAUAUUGUCAUACUUAUACUUAUAAAAUCACAUUUUUUUAAAAGCAUAUUACCAAAAACGUUUAGGUAUAAAGGUGAUUACUGAAUGUAGCCAGUUCUUUAAACAUAUUAUGUUAUACUUAUACAUAUAACAACAUAAUAUUAAAAUACUCUCAGUCAUAUCACCUUAUUUUAGUUACUAUUAAAUGCAAUGUGCUGCGCUCUCUACUUACAAUUUUUAAAAGCGCAGUUGUUUCAACAUGUUCAUGUAUGUAAAUAAAUACAGAUAGCUCUAUAAUAUGUCUGUUUAUCUAGAUCAGGGGUUCCCAACCUUUUCUUGGUCAAGAACCACUUUAAUAUCAUUCUUGUUAGGUUAGGGACUACUUUUUUCAUGUCCCACACUAAGAUUGUCUUGUGCUGAUUGCUUACCAUCAAGUGAACAGCUUGCUUGUUAGCUUCCUAUUCCAUAAAAAACAUCAUGCUUCUCCAUUGUUAUGACAUAAGUUUAUUUCGUGCAUGUUUUAUUCGUAACUAUGGUAUUUAUUAGACAGACAUUAGUCUUGGGUAUUUUUUUCCAUUUCGUGCACCAUAUUUUGCCUUUUACCUACCAUUUGUGGUGUACAGGCCACCGGUUGGCUACCACUGAUCUAGAUAAUUAUCAUAAUGUGCACAUUGUAAAUAUAAUAUUAUGUAUUGUAUCGAAAAGGUGAAAAUUGUAUGAAAAAAUCUAUUACAGUGAUGUUACAAAAACUAUGAAUAAUAUGUAUACAAAUUAUUACUCCUUUUUGGGACAAUUUGUCAGAAAAGCGGCCUUUAUAAUGUUCUUAGGUAUAGUAAUUUGUUCUGUGUUCACUAUGAUCCAAACAAGGUUUUAAAAGCAAAUACAAGUCUUUAAAAUAAUAUAGUACUAAAUAGCUUCCCAUUGUUGAAUUUCGAUUCAAUUUUGGUCAACAAUAUGCUUUAAAUAUAUUAUGUAUAUUGAGAAAGAAUGCAAGUUAUAUACAACAUAUUAAAAUAUGUAUGUUGAUGCCAAUCAAGUCUAAUGUCAAACAUUAGAUCUACAUUUUGUGUAAAUAUUAGCUUAUUUUUUCAUCGAAUAUAAAGUUCGGAAUUCGGAUUUUUUGUUUUAGUUUUUUAUCACAUGAACUUGUAAGUGUAAUUAUUUAAUUUGUAAAUAUAGUUUCUGCAUAUGUUUGAAAGUUUUAGUUUAUUAGAUUAGCGGUUGCAUUUCCUGUGUGUUAUUUUAAAAACUUAUUACAGUACUAGGGCACUAGAAAAGAUAAGAGGUUAAAUUCCUAGUAUUUCUUUAAUGAUUUGAUUUGCAUAUAACGUGAAUUUCCAUGUGCCUGUAUCAUCAUAAUUCACAAAGUUUUUAUUUUAAGUACUGAAACCCUUAAUUUUGCCAUGACACAACUUUUGAAUACCACACUCUUAACUAUUCUGGCGCCCUAGUACCUACACUAUAAAGUAAAUCAAAUAUAAAUUAGUUUCACAGUCAAAUUGUACCAGUAGGUAGCUUUUUAACCGACUGCAUCACAAAAGAUGUGCGUGUUCAGUUCGACACAUUGUAUUUAGUAAAAAUACAUUGUGUAUUGCUUUGAUUGUUUUUACAAAAUGUCAUGUCGACUGAUGUGAAUGUAUUUUAUGCUACCUUUAAGUUAUUUAUACAUAUAUAUCAAUGUACUGAUAUUUUAAUUGAAUUUGCUAAAAGGGCUAAUGUUUUUUUACUCAUCACACGGUGCUAAUGUAGCAUGACUAGGUGUCGAAAAAUAACACAAGAUCAAUCUUUAUGGGACCGUAAAACAGGGUGAAUAGAUGCAGGAAUGGGGUAAAUAGAUUUUAGAACAUUUUCUAUCUAUUUUGUAUCUAUUCACCCCGUGUUACCGUACAUACAAACAGGACCUCGCGCUAUAGUAGCAUUGUCUGAUGAGAAAAAAACGUCUGUAGCCCUCAUUAAUGAUGUAACCGCUUUUCCUUCGCGUCUAUUUCACCACCUUUGAAGUAAGCUCCUGAUAAAAACCAAUGAAUAGAUCUCACUAGUCUUGAUUUCAUUAUGGUGCUCCCACAAUGCUGUAAAAACAAUGUUGAAAUACUAUUUCAUACGAUUUCGUUUGGAAAAAGUUAUAACUUUGUAUUUAUUUUAAAGUCGUUAGGAUUAUAUUAUGAUAAAAUCUUGUUAAAGUAAGGUACAAUAAAAUUAUAUGUGAACUUCGUUUACUUAGUUUAGUCAAUAUUUUAAUAAGAUUUUAUCAUUACUGUCUCAAAUAUACUGUAUUUUUGUCACGUGAGUCACAAUGUUAUCUUUACUAAUAUUAUAAAGCUUGAGUUUGUUUGAACGCCCUGAUAUCUGGAACUACUGGUUCGUAUUGGAUAUUUUUUUUGUUUUGUCCAUUUAUCGAGAAAGACUGUAGGUUAUAAAACAUCACGACAACAGAUGAAACCAUGUAGUUUAUUAAUGUAUGCAAAAUAAAUAUUGAAAAUGCUGUUUUUAAACAUUCUUAACUGCAUUGUGGGAGCUCUCUUUCGACUGAAAGUUACACUUCGGUGGUGAAAUAUUCUUUUAAAAUAGUCUCAAAUGUUUUGUUUUAUAAUUAAGUUAAUGUAAAAAUCUUUUCAGCUGAAUUAAUGGUAUGUGUCAAACCAAUUUUUUUUUGUGAAGGAACUACGACAACGAUUAAAAGUAUCAAUUUUAAUUUUA